AUGUAUAACCAAACCCUCCCUUUCCUGCGCUCUGCCAUUGCCAACCGGCCCAAGGCACAAAGAUCCUCCCUGUCUAGGACUGGAAACCUGAACCUGAUGACGCCACGCAAGGACGCCAACUUUCAUGCAGGACGCCGGAUCGUCACUAGUGCUCCCCCCUCCAAAACCCUUGCACCCGACUCCACCUGGGCCUGGGGCCUGGGGCCUGAGGGGGUCCAAAUUGUACUGGAGUGA
This is a messenger RNA of Penicillium daleae, 234 nucleotides long. RefSeq lists its product as uncharacterized. Lineage: Eukaryota; Fungi; Ascomycota; Eurotiomycetes; Eurotiales; Aspergillaceae. The record is from RefSeq and is a predicted model, not a curated record. Bases 1 to 234 code for a protein of 77 amino acids. The transcript has a single exon.